AUGGGCGACUUAUUGUCCAAGUCUUCACAACCUGACUCCACCGCCACCUCCUCCUCCCCCACCGACGCCGUCGCCGUCCCCAUGCCAUCCCCAAACUCCGAGCUUUCCCAAGCCUCCCAAACCCCAGAAUCGAAAACCCCAACCGAAAAAUCUAUUGAUCCGCCAUCAGAUCCAGCGACGGCACAAGUUCAACCAAAUGCAGCAGAAACUGAAACCCUUCCCGAAGGAAAUACUGAAGAAUCUACCAAAGACGGUGACAAUGUCGAAGAAGUAGGAGAUGAAGAAGAAGAAGAAGAAGAAGGCGAGUGUGGAUUUUGCCUGUUCAUGAAAGGCGGCGGAUGCAAGGAGCCCUUCAUAGAAUGGGAAAAGUGCGUGGAGGAAGGCGAGACGAACAAAGAGGAUAUCGUGGAGAAGUGUUUCCAGGAGACGGCGGCUCUGAAGAAGUGUAUGGAGGCGCACUCCGAUUACUACGCUCCUCUCUUGCAGGCGGAGAAGGCCGCCGAGGAGGAGGCCGCGAGACAGUUAGAGCAAGAGAGAGAAAAUUCGAAGGAGGUGUCUGUGGAGAAGGAGGCUGUGGAAGAGAAAUUGGGCGGCGAUGAAAAGAAUUCUGCUUGA
This is a messenger RNA of Striga asiatica, 615 nucleotides long. The record is from the annotation of a GenBank genome assembly. NCBI's taxonomy places the organism in Eukaryota, Viridiplantae, Streptophyta, Magnoliopsida, Lamiales, Orobanchaceae.